AUGUCUACUUCAAACAUUGCAACGCCAAACACUAAACAAUGCACUCGCUGUGAUAAGUUCAAACCAAUUGCUGAAUUUACGAGACAAAGUGGAAACAAAAGUAAAAUAUUUCAAAGAUGCAAUAUUUGUGCAGACUAUGAAAAACAAAAUAAAAGAGAUAAACAGCUUAAAACAAAAUCAUCUAGCAAUGACAAUUCUCCAUCUCUUUCUUUGAGCCAUGAAGAAGCACUAUCCCUUUCUUUGGGUUAUGAGGACAUACCAACCCUUUCCUUGAGCCAUGAAAAUAUACCAUCUCAUUCAUUUAGUCACAAAGAUAUGCCAUCUCUUUCUUUAAGUUAUGAAGAUACACUAUCACUUACCUUGCGUUCUGAUGAUACAUCAUCUUUUUUCUUGAGUUACAAAGAUAUACCAUUCUUCUCUUCGAAUCAAGAAUUCUUUCUUUCAAGCCAUGAAGAUACGCCUCCUUUGAGUCAUAAAGAUAUACUAUUUCUCUAUUUAAGUCAUGAAGACGAAUCAUCCUCUUCUGUAAAUAGAAUAAUGUCAUCUAAUUCAGAUAGUAUUGAAAGCAAUGAAGAUGAAAUAAUUCACAAUGUAUGCGAUCUUGAAGAGCUCAUUGCUCUUAAAUUUAGAGAUGAGGAAGUAGAAGACCAUGUUGAGUUCACUAUAACAGUAAAAAUUGAAGACGAAUUAGUUAAUGAAGAAAAUUUAAACUUGGAAUUUAAUAAUUAUGUAGAAGAUAAGAAAUUUCAUGCCGUGAUUAAAUCAUUACUUAUACCUCUUCAAGCGGGUUCUAGAUAUUAUUGGGAGCUUAGAAAUCUAUAUCAUAAUAAAAAAAAUGGCCAGUACACAGGUUGUGCAACAGCUCAUAUAGGCUGUACACAAAGAACUGAUCGUCAAAAUAAACGUCAAGGCAAACAACCUCAAGCAAUAAUAACUAUUAACUAUUUAGCACAUGAAUGCCCUGAAUAUAAAGAAUCUAAUUUACCUAUAGGUGCUAUAGUAUGGAUAAAACAAAAUAUUAAUAAAAACUGGAGAAAAAUAGAGUUAUACAAACAACUAUGUAAUGAGAAUUUAAUCAAUCCAUCACUACAUACAUACCAUCAAGUAUAUUAUUGGAUACAUAAGUUUUCAAGAACACAAUAUGUUACAGAUAUAGCAAAUCAAGUAAUAUCCACUAAAAAUUUUCUAGAACGGUGGGAAUUAGUGAAUGAAGGAUAUAAAAUUAUUCAAUAUCAAGAAAAUAAUUUUGUGUGUUCUCUUGGAUUUGUUGCUCCAUUCUUUCAAGGUCUACAAAAUUUACAAGAAAAUUUUAAUGAAAUCAUAAUUGAUUCAACAUUCAAAACAAAUCAGGAACGUUUUGAACUCUUUGCAGUAAACGUUAAUUGUGGCGGUGAUCCCUCCCCUAAAAAAUUGUCGGUUAGAG
This is a messenger RNA of Cetraspora pellucida, 1423 nucleotides long. The record is from the annotation of a GenBank genome assembly. Lineage: Eukaryota; Fungi; Glomeromycota; Glomeromycetes; Diversisporales; Gigasporaceae.